UUGGCACCGGGGCCGGGAAGGGCAAAGCCCAGAUGCCAGACACGCCAAGGCACAAAUUCAGCGCUGUCCCCACCCCCGGAGGCAGGGCUCCGAUCCCCUCCCAUCCUCCAGGGCGCAGCCGAGCCCAGCCGCUCCGAGCAGUGGAACCUGCUGGCAGUCGCGGGCUGGAUCCGUCCUGCUGACAGGUGCGGCUGGGCUGGGUGGGAGCGAUGGAAGGAGAGAGCCCAGGCUGGGACCUCCUUCCCUCAUCACUGCUGGGAGCCAUGACUGCCCCGGACUCCUGGGUCCCCUUCCGGCUGGUCCUUCAGCUCAGCCUCUACCUGCUGACCAUCAUGACCCUCUCCACCUUCCUCCACCUAAGCAGCCGGUUCCCCUCCGCAUGGCAGCGGCUCCCCUCCCCGAACACAACAAAGGGGUCCCCAGCUACGUCCCCCACCACAACGCCCCCAACAGAGCGGGGCAUGUGGACCGUGAACUCCAUCGGGCGCCUGGGGAACCAGAUGGGGGAAUACGCCACCCUCUACGCCCUGGCCAAGAUGAACGGGCGCCAGGCCUACAUCCUCCCGGAGAUGCACCGGCAGCUGGCGCCGCUCUUCCGCAUCACCCUGCCCGUGGUCUCCAGCGACGUGGUCCGGAGCGUCCGGUGGAGGAAUUACGGGCUCCACGACUGGAUGUCGGAGGAGUACAGGCACAUCAAGGGGAAAUACGUCCGGCUGACGGGCUACCCCUGCUCCUGGACCUUCUACCACCACCUCCGGCAGGAGAUCCUCCAGGAAUUCUCCUUCCACGACCACGUCAAGGAGGAGGCCAACCAGUACCUGGCCGGGCUGCGUGGGCAGCGCCGGAACGUGACCUACGUGGGCGUCCACGUCCGGAGGGGGGAUUACGUCCGGGUGAUGCCACAGAUCUGGAAGGGGGUGGUGGCGGACAAGGCCUACCUGGAGAAGGCCAUGGGCUACUUCCGGGACAAGUACAAGGAGCCGGUCUUUGUGGUGACCAGCAACGGGAUGGAGUGGUGCCGGGAGAACAUCAACGCCUCGCAGGGGGAUGUGUAUUUCUCAGGGGACGGGAAGGAGUCGUCGCCGGGGAGGGACUUUGCUCUCUUGGCCCAUUGCAACCAUACGAUCAUGACCAUCGGGACCUUCGGCAUUUGGGUCGGCUACCUGGUCGGUGGGGAGACUGUCUACUUGGCCAACUACACCCUGCCCGAUUCCCCCUUCCUCCGGCUCUUCAAGCCUGAGGCCGCCUUCCUGCCCGAGUGGAUUGGGAUCAACGCCGAUCUCUCCCCACUGCGGGGUGGGACAUAGGGGCAGAUAGGAUCCAGCCUGCAGGCCACCAGCAGGAUCAGUGGGCCAGCCCCCAGCUGGGGUAGGCAGUCCUGGGGAGUUUAGGGGGCAUCAGCAUGGACCUUGGUCAAGCACGGGGGGGAGGGGAGAAUCAAGACAAUGUGGGUUGGUUCUGCCAACCUUCUCCUAGGAGUCACCAAAUGGGUCCAUCAUGAGGUUGAAUGGUUAAAACUUGCUCCUCGGCCAGCUCUUUUAAAACUCUUGGCUGUAAGUUAUUUGGACCUGCUGAUUUUAAGAUGUCUCACUUUGAUAGCUGCUGUUCAGCCACCUCCUGAGAUAGGAGCAGAAUGGAAAGAGCAUUAUCGUCACCAUCUGAUAUGGCAUCAUCUGUUUUUUCCUCCCAAACACAAAACAAAAAUAUUUAUUGAACAAUUCUGCCUUUUCUGCAUUAUUGAUAAUUCUACCAUUUCCAUCUAAAAUGGACCAAUAGCAUUGUCAGGAUUCCUUUUGUUCCUAAUAUACAUUAAAAAAACCCAGCCUCCUUAUUGUCCUCAA
This is a messenger RNA of Chrysemys picta bellii (western painted turtle), 1841 nucleotides long. RefSeq names its product galactoside alpha-(1,2)-fucosyltransferase 2-like. The record is from RefSeq and is a predicted model, not a curated record. Gene Ontology annotation, molecular function: galactoside 2-alpha-L-fucosyltransferase activity. NCBI's taxonomy places the organism in Eukaryota, Metazoa, Chordata, Testudines, Emydidae. Gene Ontology annotation, cellular component: membrane. Gene Ontology annotation, biological process: carbohydrate metabolic process.